Anopheles maculipalpis is the source of this 1461-nucleotide messenger RNA. RefSeq names its product CBY1-interacting BAR domain-containing protein 1 (gene Fam92). NCBI's taxonomy places the organism in Eukaryota, Metazoa, Arthropoda, Insecta, Diptera, Culicidae. Gene Ontology annotation, biological process: cilium assembly. The transcript is spliced from 6 exons. The record is from RefSeq and is a predicted model, not a curated record. The coding region runs from base 1 to 1326 and encodes 441 amino acids. Gene Ontology annotation, cellular component: ciliary basal body; ciliary transition zone.
AUGCUUCGCACCGGAAACACAACCACGAUACUGUGCGACGAACAAACCAAAUUUAUCCUCGACCGAAUCAACACGGUGGAGAAACAUUUCGGCGAGCUGUGCGGUGCGUUGGCCGAGUACACGCGGAAAAUUGCUCGUCUGCGAGACAAAACGGACGAGCUAGCUCACACCACCCAGGACUACUGCGAUGCGGAAAAAUUCAAUCCUACCCUUGGCGGUGCACUAUCUAGCAUGGCCAAAGCGAUCACGUUGCUGGGCGAUUUUCACGAUAUACGGGUGAAGCGAUUAGAAACGAAAAUUGUAGCCGAACUGUCGCAAUACGAAGCCGUCUGUAAGCACUGCAAGGAGGAGGUAAAGGAAGCGUUACUGGUGCGGGACAAAGAUUUGGCCAAGCGGAAGCAGCUGGAACAGAGCAAAAGCCGUAAUGGGCGGUUUAAACGAAACACGAACGAUACGGAGCUGAUUAAAUCGAAUCUGGAGGUGGAAAAGGCGUUAAAAGAGAUCGAACAUCAGGUCGAACGGUUCGAGAAGCAAAAGCUACAUGAUUUGAAGGAAUUAUUGCAGAGCUUUGUACUGAUUGAGCUGAAGAUGCACACGCAAGCGGUAGAGGUACUGUCUGCCACGUAUCAGGACAUCAGCGAUAUAGACGAAGCGAAGGACCUACAGAGUGUUCACAAGGAAUUAAAGAGACAAAAUCGGCAAUUUAAAAAAAUACUCCAACAAGACACCGUCCCCGACCGUUACUUUCUUCAGCGCAUUAAGAGCCAAUCGAUGGGUGCUCUAAACGCAACCCUGGCAGGAUUUAAUGCUGGCCGUAAAAAUAAAAGUCUCAGCUCGAACUCGCUCAACUCGUCCCAGGAGCAGGAGCAAGAGCUCGAUGGUACGGAAUCGAUCGAACAGCAGCAACACACGCAGCAUCGAAAGCUUCCAGCUGCGCGACGUUCCAACAAAACAUCGGUACAGUCGGUCGAAUCGUUGGAUUCUUUAAAGCGUGAUUUGUCUUCAUCCUCCAGUAGCUCUUCCGAAGAAGAUGAUAGCGAGGAAAGCGAAACACUAACCGAUGGCCAAUCCGACACGGUGCUAAAAUCGUCACAAGCGGGCGUUUUGAAUGAUCAUAAGAGGAAGAGUCAGAGUAACGCUUUUCUGGUCUCUGUUCGGAACUAUCGAAUCAAACGUAUGAUCAGUGCGAAUGUUUGCUUCCCAUUACGUGUAGAGAACCGUUUCCUAGCGACCAAUCCUGUUGAAUCGAAUCUACCACACCUUUUAGGGACAGUAACAACCGUUACUAACAUAAAACGUUUUUUUUCUCCUGGUUGCAAACGGUAGACGCGCACCGCAAACGGAAGAUUGUCCCGAGUGCAAGGAAACGUUUCGUAGCGAUUACUUGAAGAUUCAUAUAGCAAUGAAACAUCCGAACGAUAGUGCACUGCCCGAGGAUCGACCAUUCCGGUGCGAUCAGUG